Molecule: messenger RNA, 594 nt
Organism: Phytophthora infestans T30-4
Lineage: Eukaryota; Oomycota; Peronosporomycetes; Peronosporales; Peronosporaceae
Product: secreted RxLR effector peptide protein, putative
Exons: 1
Coding region: 1-594 (197 amino acids)
Source: RefSeq, a predicted model, not a curated record
AUGCAAUCACGGUACAUUUUGCUCGUGGCGGUGGCUACCCUCGUCUCCACACAGGAAACUAGUGGUGCGACUCUUUCCAUGUCGAGUUCAAGUCCAUUGAAUGAACAUGAAAGUAUAAGAAUCAACCACCGAUUUCUGAGGACGCACACAGAAGACCAUGCUGUUGAGGAAGAGGAGAGGGCACCAUGGGAUUUUAAAAAAUUCAGUGCCAACUUAGCUGACCUGGGGAAGCUUAAACUACCGGACCUGGCGAAGCUUAAGCAAAGCCUACCAGACUGGGAUAAAAUCGCGGGUUAUGGGAAAGCUACUGGCACGGCAGCCAAACUUGCUAGCGCGAAAUCGUUCGAUGAACGGCUUGCAAUUAUCAACGGAGUUAAGGAUAUCGACGAGAUGAAUGCCCUCUUUUUGAUGACCAAGCCUCUCCUAAAGAAUGUGCUUCCCGACUAUGACGACACUACGUCCUUGGAGGCGCUUUUGAGAAUGAUAAAAAGUUCUGACUUGGAUGAUGACAUGAAGGCAUUGGCUUUGAUAGCUUUCCAGCGGUAUGAAGGCAGCUUGAAAGCUGGUACCUCGAAACUUGAUGUUAAUCCGUGA